UUUCCGGUGGGCGGGACUACAGAAGAGCAGCAGUUUGGGAGCAGGGAGUCGGCCCACUGUACAGUUACAGCCCAGUUUAACUGAUUCUGUAGCUGGAAGUGUAGCCUGUUAAAGACCCGCUCACGUCUUUCCAGGAGGAAGCAGGUUGAGCCGAACUGCACAGGAGCAGUACGGACAUGGCAGCCAAUAAGACUAAGGGUCAGAGCUCUCUGGCUCUGCACAAGGUCAUCAUGGUGGGCAGCGGAGGAGUGGGAAAAUCAGCCCUCACACUGCAGUUCAUGUAUGACGAGUUUGUAGAGGACUAUGAGCCCACAAAAGCAGACAGCUACAGGAAGAAGGUGGUUUUGGAUGGAGAUGAGGUCCAAAUCGACAUUCUGGACACAGCAGGGCAGGAGGACUAUGCUGCCAUCAGGGAUAACUACUUUCGCAGUGGAGAGGGCUUUUUACUGGUGUUCUCCAUCACAGAGCAAGAGUCUUUCAGCGCCACUUCAGAGUUCAGAGAGCAGAUUCUGCGUGUGAAGUCAGAGGAGGAUAAGAUUCCCCUGUUGCUGGUUGGGAACAAGUCUGAUUUGGAGGACAGGAGGCAGGUGCCUGUGGCUGGAGCUCGGGAAAAGGCUGAGGAGUGGGGAGUUCAGUACGUGGAAACUUCGGCCAAAACACGCGCCAACGUCGAUAAGGUCUUCUUUGACUUAAUGAGGGAGGUGCGAGCUAAAAAGAUGGCCGAGAACAAAGACAAAAAUGGGAAAAGUGGCAAGAAGAAGAAAAGCCUGAAAGAGCGCUGCACGCUACUCUGAGCCACUAGAUGGAGCCUUUCUGAUGGACACAGAAAACCUGAAAGCUGUGCUUCCACUGCUGUGGUUAGCUUCGCCAAACUCGGUCAUACAUGAAAACUGUGAACCGGCUGUGGAUAGAUGCCCUCUUUGCUGUAUUCAGCAUGGAACUCGCGUCUGUUAAACAGUUUAAGAAUUUCUCAAGUGCUUUUGAUACUUUAUCCAUGUUUUUUUUUUUCUGCCAUCAAAUGGGUGCCAUCGUAGAAAACUAGCAGGGCAACUGUCAUUGGGGCAUUUGACCCAGAGGGGUUAUAUCCUAAUGACUUGCAUUCCACUAUCAGGUUUAGAAAUGGAUGACAGCUUCCAGUGCUGGCAUGUACACAUAUACACAUGAGAAAAUACUCCUUAUGCUGCGAUGACUGUCCUUCAGUACUUUGUAGUUUGUCAGCAGUGCAUUAAUAUGUACCACCACUGUGGUUUUUAUUUCAUAUUUUGUAUGAGCUCUCUGUUUUUGGAGUCCAUACCACCAUUAAGAUAAAUCUUACAUUUUCUAUAAAUGAGCCAUACAUAGUUUAGCAAUGAGCCAUAUUAUGUUAAAGGUGUUUUGAUUAGACAGUGAUCUUGAUGAGUGCUACAGAACCUUUAGAGAAACAAUCAGAGGCUUCAGACUAUGUCCAAAAGUUUACAGACACCUGUCUUCUGAGAUCAAGGGUAUUAAUAGGGAGAUUCCCCUGUUUGCUGCAGUGACUGCCUCUAUUCUUCUGGGAUGGCUUUACACUUGGUGUGGGAACAUUUGCUGUGAGGAUUUGAUUGCAUUCAGCCACAAGAGCAUUAGUGAGGUCAUGUACUGAUGUUUGAUGAUUAGUUCUGGAUCACAAAUGUCACUCCAACUCACCCCAGAGAUACAGGAUGGAGCUGAUGCAGUACCACUGCUCCACAGCCCAGUUGAGCUGGCAGUAGUUUAUACAAGGUAAUACUAGGUAUGUGUGCUCAAUAGAGCACCGGUAUCGGCAAAGGGCUCACAUUACGUUAGCUGAAUAUACUAAUUAGACAGGCUGUCUGGAUGCUUUUGGACAUACUGUGUCUCAGUCUCAUAGCACAAACAUCAAGUUGUUGUGGUAGAAAGAGCAGCACUGAACACACUCUUAACACUAGGAUUCUAUCUGGAGUGCUGGCUGGGGGGAGGGAGGGGCUUCUCAAUUAUCUUGAUGACAAAAAUAUCAAGGAUGUCCAGUAUAUUAAGAAUUUACACACAUUCCAAUUAGAUGAUGUUGAAUGAAGUUAUCCAGCUAACUGAGAACGUCUGUUUUGGUGUGAACCUGCCCAAUCCUGUAGUAGUGUUUUCACAGAUGUCACUAUGCAAGUCCACCAAAUGUACUGCUUUUAGUAUAAACCACGAGUCAUAAAAUUGUGGUAACCAUAUUUUUGUAAUGAAACCACUUUUUGUAUGAAUACCUGUUGAUGACAGACCAAAUAAAGUGUAUCUAUACUUAA
This is a messenger RNA of Colossoma macropomum (tambaqui), 2264 nucleotides long. RefSeq names its product v-ral simian leukemia viral oncogene homolog Bb (ras related) (gene ralbb). Gene Ontology annotation, molecular function: GTP binding; GDP binding; GTPase activity. The transcript is spliced from 5 exons. The record is from RefSeq and is a predicted model, not a curated record. Gene Ontology annotation, biological process: Ras protein signal transduction. Gene Ontology annotation, cellular component: plasma membrane. NCBI's taxonomy places the organism in Eukaryota, Metazoa, Chordata, Actinopteri, Characiformes, Serrasalmidae. The coding region runs from base 177 to 794 and encodes 205 amino acids.